This is a messenger RNA of Pocillopora meandrina, 1730 nucleotides long. The record is from the annotation of a GenBank genome assembly. Lineage: Eukaryota; Metazoa; Cnidaria; Anthozoa; Scleractinia; Pocilloporidae.
UUCCUGCUUCGAUAUCUAAUUCCAGCAUGGCUUGUUUUAACCGUUAUUUUGCUGUUCAGCUUCUAUCGCCAAUCGUCGAAAAGGGAAGAAUCAGCUUCACAAGUGAAAAGCAAAUUGAACCACAGCUUCAGGUUUCUGUCAAAGACUGAAAUUUUAAGAGAACGCUUUCAGAAAGAGAACGGACUUGUGGGUGCGAUCAGGAAAAAUUCUUAUGGGACUUCUGGAACGGCGGUUUGUGUUGUAGAUCCAGCAAUGACUGAAUGUGGCGGCAGUGGGUUCUCUUCUUUUCUCCUGUUCACGUUGGAUCAUAUUAUGGUGUGUCGCGCUCUAGGAAUCAACCAGCAAACUGUGUUCUGGAGAGGUUGUAAUUCCGCUUGCGCGCGGGACCCAGCUGUAAACUCGUGGAUGUGGUAUUUCGAGCCUGUUAACGAAGGAAUGGAAUCAAAAGUUGAAAAUGUUUUUUGUCCUUUAAGCCUUAAAGAUAUUACAGAAUUCAGGUUAGAGCAUUUUAGCCACAUGGAUGAAGCUGAUUUAAGGACAACGAUCAUAGAUAAUAGUUUUAGUGAUAGAAGCGACGUUGAGGGAUAUGGUGAAAGCCGGAUCAUAACAACAACGGAAAGAAUCCGUGUAAACAAAUUAAUUCGUCAGUAUGUUAAGCCCAAUUCUCGAGUAAAAGAGAGAGCAGACCUAUUUUAUCUUCGAAAUAUGGCGGGGUUCACUCUUUUAGGAGUUCAAGUUAGAGCAACAGAUCACUGGAUGGAAGCGAAAGAUCACAAGCUGCCGUCCGUGAUAAGCUGGGUGGAGAGAGCACGAGAAAUUCUUGAAACUUUGCCUGAGCCAAGAAAGAUUUUCAUCGCCAGCGACAACACUGAAGUUAUCCAAAAAUUUAUUGGUGUUUUUGGAAAAGAAACGGUUAGUGUUGAUUUUGUAUAAUGUAAGUCCAUUCAGCAUUGCAGUCGCUCUAUUCAAAGUUUACAAGCGUUAAUUUACUAGUAACGAAAAAGGAAAACAGGAAUAGAUUUUCACGCAUUUGCUUGUGACAGAUUUGUUACACCCAUUUGGAAAUCACUGGUGAUCCUUGUGAUCUGAUUGGCUCUCGGUAGUGCGAUUUAUUCCCAAAUUGCACCAUUUCUUGCUUAAGUAUCAUUUCUAUCCCAAACAACGAGAAAGCGACCCUGAAACAAAACAAACAAUCAAAUUUCAUUUCUUGUUUAAAGUAACUAAUUGCAGGAAAAUGAAAGACAAAGAAGCCAUCGUGUGGCGAAUUUUAUAACAUUUGUCUUCAAAACUUGUGUUUGUCUUUUUUUCCCAAAUAAAUCUAUAAGUUUUAUUGAGGAUAAAAUUUGGCGAUUUUAUGUAACAAGUGGAAAUUUACCAUCUUGCUGUGCAAUCGUGAAGGGGGCGGUCAAAUUUGAAUCCAGGGGGUCAUAUUUUGAUCCAGUGAUUUUUGUUGCUUUAUUGUUUUGCAGGUUGUUUUCACAGAAGCUUUCCGAGCAAAGGAAUAUCACAGUCAGACGCCUCCGCAUGUAUUUAAAUUCAAAUACAACGCAACUCACCCGUACGAGCGAGAAAUUGGCACCCAAGUGCUGAUGGACAUUCUGCUCUUAGCCAAGUGUGACGUGUUUUUACAUGCCGAGUCCAGUGUAGCCGCUCUGGCAAGUUACUUCAACCCGCAUAUGAGAAGCUAUUUCAUGGAUGAAAAGCCUGCUAAGGUUGGUUUAACCCUUUAA